AGUCUUACGUGCUUUAGCGUCAUGGGUCACGUGUUCAUUAUGUUUGUUGCGCUUCCAGUUUGUCCAUAGGUUCGCGAAAAUGGGCACAGACUAUGCCGAACAAAACUCACCGUAGAGCGGUACGGCGUUUGUCAAACAUCCGAUUAUACGUGCUAAUUCGGCCACUUUGGCGAUGUGAGUUGAGUAAAUUAACAAAUAUCUAAAGAUGCUAGCUUGUUAGCCGACUGAAGCAGCGUUAGCACAACCGGCAAAAACAGUUUUUGACCUUAUCACAAACGACUAUAUAUAUAAUUCAAGUGAAGUAUCCAAGAAUCGAUAUCAGCGGUAUUUGUGUGCGGUCGAUUUGGCUCCGUUUCUCGACGGUGUCAUGGCCGGAGUGGUGAGGACUCGGGAGUUAAUCUGUUUGAAUGACUUUAAGAUGGCAUGCCGGAGCUGCUGUUAACUAGCAUAUUUGAUUUGGUUUGGUGUGACGUUUGCCAGUUGGUCCGCGUUAACAGCCAGGAUGCUCUCCAACAUGGCCCACAGACCGUGGCAGGUCUUCUGCAGGGUGUCCUGGAGUCACAGACCGAGGUUCCCUCAGCCGUGCCUUGGUUGGCAAACAGUGGGCAUGUGUAACUCGUGGUCCAGACCCCUGGACUUUCGAGCUGCCUCGCUGGCAGUGGCCAAGGUCCACUUCUACUCCACCUUUGGAAACAGGAAAGAUGAACCUCCAAGAUCUCCGUCGGAUCCAGCUGAAAAAGCGGCUGCAAAACCCAACAUAAAUACAUCAGGUUCUCCACUUAAGGGGCUCACAAAAGCAGAGACCAUUCAAGUGAAAGUCCGGGCUGUCCUGAAGAAGCGCGAAUAUGGCGCAAAGUACACGCAGAAUAAUUUCAUCACGGCUGUCCGAGCCAUGAAUGAGUUCUGUCUCAAACCGAGUGACCUGGAGCACCUUCGCAAGAUCCGAAGGCGCAGCCCCCACGAUGACACUGAGGCCUUCACCGUGUUCCUGCGCUCGGAUGUGGAGGCAAAAGCAUUGGAUGUGUGGGGCAGCCAAGAAGCUCUGGCCAGGGAGAGGAAUCUACGGAAGGAAGUGGAGAGAGAGUACCAAGAAAAUAUCUUUCGUAGUCAGCAGCUGUUGAAGGAAUACAAAGACUUCUGGGGAAACACAAGGCCUCGAUCAGGCAAAAGGACAACAUUUUUACAAGGUCCUGGCAAAGUGGUCAUGGUCGCCAUUUGUAUAAAUGGGCUGAACUUCUUUUUCAAGCUGCUGGCAUGGGUCUACACAGGUUCAGCGAGCAUGUUUUCCGAAGCUAUCCAUUCCUUAGCCGACACCUGCAAUCAGGCUCUGCUGGCUCUGGGCAUCAGUCAGUCGGUGCGGAACCCUGACGCUGGGCAUCCGUACGGCUUCUCCAAUAUGCGCUACAUCGCCUCCCUCAUUAGCGGCGUGGGCAUUUUCAUGAUGGGUGCCGGCCUCUCCUGGUAUCAUGGCAUCAUGGGACUGCUGCACCCGGCACCUAUUGAGUCUCUAUUAUGGGCAUACUGCAUUUUGGCAGGUUCUCUGGUGUCUGAAGGAGCCACCCUACUGGUAGCCAUCAAUGAGAUAAAGAGAAGUGCUCAAAACCAUGGACUCUCCUUUUAUGAAUAUGUAAUGCAGAGUCGAGACCCGAGCACCAACGUGGUGCUACUUGAGGAUACCGCCGCCGUGCUUGGUGUCAUUAUGGCUGCGGGCUGCAUGGGACUCACGUCGCUCACAGGUAAUCCAUACUAUGACAGUUUGGGCUCGCUGGGAGUGGGAACGCUGCUUGGCACAGUCUCGGCCUUCCUUAUCUACAGCAACACAGAGGCACUACUGGGACGCUCCAUACAGGCAGAGCACGUGCAGAAACUCACAGAGUUCUUGGAGAACGACCCUGCUGUGAGAGCCAUCCAUGAUGUGAAAGCCACCGACAUGGGACUGAGCAAAGUGCGCUUUAAGGCAGAAGUCGACUUUGAUGGCCGAGUAGUGACGCGCUCGUAUCUGGAAAAGCAAGACAUUGACCAAAUCCUCAAUGACAUUCAACAGGUGAAAACGCCGGAAGAUCUGGAAAACUUUAUGCUGAAACAUGGUGAGAACAUCAUUGACACCCUGGGCGCUGAGGUGGACCGCUUAGAGAAAGAACUCAAGCAACGUAACCCUGAGGUGCGCCAUGUAGACCUUGAGAUCCUGUAAUAACUUAACAACCUACAAGAUGAAGAAGACGAAAAAGGAUGUGCACGCCUGCCUCUGCCGUCUGCCUCCCAUUCCCAAUGAAAAGUUCUGCCUCCUCACAGGCCUCCGUGCAGGGACGCUUGAACAUUAUUGUGACAUGUUAAUGGUACCAAACAGGUUCAACACAAUCACAUUAUAUGACAGAGGUUCUCCUCCCAUUUCAACACAGGAAUGACUGUUUUCGUUGAUGUUUCCUCCCUGAUGACUUCACUACAUGGCAUUAUAGUACCAAACAAACUACAGUGUUCAGCCAACCACUACCUUUUGACACGCUUAAUGAAGAUUGAUUAAGAUUUAUUACAAAUCAUACAUGUAAAAAGUGUAGUAAAUUUUGCGUAGCGUGAACUGCAAAACUAUAUCACAGCACAGAACUACAGUAUAUAUAUAUAUAUAUAUAUAUGUGUGUGUGUGUGUGUAUGUGUAUGUUUGUGUGUGUAUAUAUAUAUAUAUAUAUAUAUAUAUAUAUAUAUGUACACACACACACAUCAGUUUUUAUACAUGGAUUCCCAUCAGGAUAAGAAAUAAUGUAUGUUUUCCCCAGUCUGAAAACGCGGACAUUCCUCUUUCCAAGAUAUGUAUGAAAAUCAGUUUGCCCCAUUUGCACUGAUGUGUUGCCAUUUUUUAUUUUGAAGGCCAGUUUAUAAUUACCGGUAAGUUUUACUUAAGGCCGCUGUCAUUUCAUGUGAGUUAGUGAGGAGGAUGCAUAAUGAUAUAUUUGACUUGUGAGAGCGUGCGUGUGGGGAGUCGGGAAGUAUAUACCGCACUGAUGCAGGAGAACAAAUUUUUUAAAAAUAAUUUAUUAAAUUAUUUUGACUUCUG
Molecule: messenger RNA, 3049 nt
Organism: Hippocampus zosterae (dwarf seahorse)
Lineage: Eukaryota; Metazoa; Chordata; Actinopteri; Syngnathiformes; Syngnathidae
Gene: slc30a9
Product: solute carrier family 30 member 9
Exons: 17
Coding region: 503-2191 (562 amino acids)
Biological process (GO): zinc ion transport; positive regulation of transcription by RNA polymerase II; transmembrane transport
Cellular component (GO): membrane; nucleus
Molecular function (GO): monoatomic cation transmembrane transporter activity
Source: RefSeq, a predicted model, not a curated record